Molecule: messenger RNA, 2382 nt
Organism: Dendrobium catenatum
Lineage: Eukaryota; Viridiplantae; Streptophyta; Magnoliopsida; Asparagales; Orchidaceae
Product: heat shock protein 81-1
Exons: 3
Coding region: 90-2189 (699 amino acids)
Biological process (GO): cellular response to heat; protein stabilization; protein folding
Cellular component (GO): cytosol; plasma membrane; perinuclear region of cytoplasm
Molecular function (GO): ATP-dependent protein folding chaperone; ATP binding; ATP hydrolysis activity
Source: RefSeq, a predicted model, not a curated record
CCCUAGCCACCGCAGUUUUCGCUCCAAUCUCCCGAUCCACUGCUUACAUUUCUUUUUCUUUUUGCAUUGUUGUCAACGACGAAGUAGCCAUGGCAACGGAAAGCGAGACCUUUGCCUUCCAGGCUGAGAUCAAUCAGCUACUUAGCCUUAUAAUCAACACUUUCUAUUCUAACAAGGAGAUCUUUCUUCGUGAGCUUAUUAGCAACUCAUCUGAUGCGUUGGACAAGAUCAGAUUUGAGAGUCUCACGGACAAGAGCAAGCUGGAUGCCCAGCCGGAGCUAUUCAUUCAUAUCGUUCCUGAUAAGGCUACAAAUACGCUCUCGAUCAUUGAUAGCGGAAUUGGCAUGACCAAAUCUGAUCUUGUCAACAACCUUGGCACCAUCGCGCGUUCCGGCACAAAGGAGUUCAUGGAGGCGCUGGCUGCUGGAGCUGAUGUUAGCAUGAUUGGUCAGUUUGGUGUCGGGUUCUAUUCAGCUUACCUUGUUGCUGAGAGGGUCGUCGUUACAACCAAGCACAACGAUGAUGAGCAGUAUGUGUGGGAAUCGCAGGCUGGAGGUUCUUUCACUGUUACUAGGGAUACAUCCGGGGAGAAUCUUGGAAGGGGAACCAAGAUCACCCUUUUUCUCAAGGAUGACCAGCUUGAUUACCUUGAAGAGCGCCGAUUGAAGGAUCUAAUAAAAAAGCAUUCUGAAUUUAUAAGCUAUCCCAUUUCUCUCUGGACUGAAAAGACAACUGAGAAGGAGAUUUCUGAUGAUGAGGAUGAGGAAGAUAAGAAAGAUGAGGAAGGUAAGGUUGAGGAUAUUGAUGAAGAGAAGGAAGAGAAAGAGAAGAAAAAGAAGAAGAUCAAGGAGGUUUCCCAUGAGUGGCAACUGGUGAACAAGCAGAAACCUAUCUGGAUGAGGAAGCCUGAAGAAAUUACCAAGGAAGAGUAUGCAGCUUUCUAUAAGAGCCUCACCAAUGACUGGGAGGAGCAUCUUGCUGUUAAGCAUUUCUCUGUUGAGGGUCAGCUGGAGUUUAAAGCUGUUCUCUUUGUUCCUAAGAGAGCGCCCUUCGACCUCUUUGAUACCCGGAAGAAGCUCAACAACAUCAAACUGUAUGUCCGUCGGGUUUUUAUCAUGGACAACUGUGAGGAAUUGAUUCCAGAAUAUUUGAGCUUUGUUAAGGGUAUUGUUGACUCUGAGGACCUUCCUCUGAACAUCUCAAGAGAAACUCUGCAGCAAAACAAGAUCCUUAAGGUCAUCCGCAAGAAUCUGGUGAAGAAGUGCAUUGAUCUGUUCUUUGAAAUUGCUGAAAACAAGGAAGACUAUAACAAAUUUUAUGAGGCCUUCUCAAAGAACCUCAAGCUUGGCAUUCAUGAAGAUUCUCAGAACAGAACCAAGAUUGCAGAACUGUUGAGGUUCCACUCUACCAAAAGUGGAGAUGAGUUAACCAGCCUGAAGGACUACGUAACCAGGAUGAAGGAAGGGCAGAAUGAUAUCUACUAUAUCACCGGUGAGAGCAAGAAGGCUGUUGAAAACUCUCCAUUCCUCGAGAAGCUGAAGAAGAAGGGCUAUGAAGUCCUCUACAUGGUUGAUGCCAUUGAUGAGUAUGCUGUCGGCCAGUUGAAGGAAUUUGAGGGGAAGAAAUUGAUCUCUGCAACAAAAGAGGGAUUGAAACUUGAUGAAACAGAGGAUGAGAAGAAGAAGAAGGAAGACCUGAAGCAGAAGUUCGAGGGUCUGUGCAAGGUCAUUAAGGAUGUUCUAGGUGACAAGGUUGAGAAGGUCGUGGUCUCCGACCGUGUUGUUGAUUCUCCCUGCUGCCUGGUCACCGGUGAGUAUGGAUGGACUGCAAACAUGGAGAGGAUCAUGAAGGCGCAGGCUCUCAGAGACUCGAACAUGUCUGGCUACAUGUCGAGCAAGAAGACCAUGGAGAUUAACCCCGAGAAUCCUAUAAUGGAGGAACUCAGGAAAAGGGCAGAUGCAGACAAGAAUGACAAGUCUGUCAAGGACCUUGUGCUCUUGCUGUUUGAAACUGCACUUCUUACCUCUGGCUUCAGUCUUGAUGAUCCCAACACUUUCGGCAAUAGGAUUCACAGGAUGUUGAAGUUGGGUCUCAGCAUUGACGAGGAGGAAGCAGCUGGAGAUGCAGAUACUGACAUGCCAGCUCUUGAAGAGGAUGCUGAGGGAAGCAAGAUGGAGGAGGUUGAUUAAGGCGAAGGCAAUUGAGUUCUUUUUAUCCGUUACGGUUUUUGUCUUUUAGUUUCAGCAAGUUGAACUUUUAGACCUACUCUUUUUAUCAUUCAUCCUGGACACUUUAUUUUGUGUUUUUUGGUCUUCAUUGAGACGUGUUAUUUUGCAGUACUUAUAUAGCAUAUCUAGCAACUUAAUUUCUUACUGUUAUUAA